AUGUACGAAAAAAGUAUUUACUACUACUUUCACUACUUUCAGAUAUUCUCUGAAAAUCAUUCCAAACAAUUUCAAAUCCAUUCUGAUUUACUCACGGUUGAGAUUCUAUUUAUGUUACUGAAUUAUUAUAUUCGACAUCGCCUUACACAGGAAGCUUUGGAAGAUUUGUUGCGGAUGAUGAAUAUAAUUACAGGCACUAAAACUUUCCCAGAAUCAUUUCAAACUUUUUCAAGUUUAUUCGAUGCGUAUUCGUGUACACCAGUCAGAAUCUAUUUCUGCAUCAAUUGUCAAUAUGAUUAUGGCGCUAAUCAGCCGGAAUCAGCUGUAACAUGUCCUAUCUGUGAAUCUCCUGAAAAUGAUUUUUUUCUUAUUACUUCAAUUGAACCUCAAUUAAGGGAAACAUUUGAAAAAUAUCAACUUGAAAUCGAACAAUACACAAAGGUCAUCGAUCGUGAUGGAAUCGCUGAUGUGAACCGUGGAAUGAUUGCGCGUCGUUUAUUGCAGAAUGAACCAGGAAAAUACCUUACGUUAAGUAUUAAUACCGAUGGAGCCGCACCCUUCCGAUCUACUACCAGGAAACCUCUGUAUCCUAUUUUCGUUACGUUGAACAAUUUGCCUCCAGCAAUUCGGUUCCAAAAGAACAAUCUAAUGGUGGCAGGUUUGUGGUUGUCCAAAGGAGAGCCUAACCCAAAUUUAUUAUUCAAAUAUCUUUGCAUUGAGCUGCGAAAACUGCAAGAAGGAAUACUAAUUGGAGGCGAAAGAUACAAAGUUGUUCUUUUACAAAACUGUUUAGAUUCAGUAGCUCGUUGUAAAGUGCAGUGCAGCAAGCAAUUUAAUGGAGAGCAUGGUUGCACUUUGUGUCUUCACCCAGGAGAAACUAGAAGCACCCGCAAUGGACGAUGUUACCCUCAAAAGGCUUCGAAAAUGCGUGAAAACAUAAUCACUCGAAAACAAAUGGAUGAAGUUAAUAGCACAGGACAGGAAUCAUAUGGAAUCAUGGGGAAAUCCGUGUUUACGUAUAUUGAGAAUUUUGACAUCAUAGCAGGAUAUCCAGUUGAUUACAUGCACGCCGUGGAUUUGGGGAUCCCAAUCUAG
This is a messenger RNA of Ochlerotatus camptorhynchus, 1095 nucleotides long. RefSeq lists its product as uncharacterized. The transcript is spliced from 3 exons. Lineage: Eukaryota; Metazoa; Arthropoda; Insecta; Diptera; Culicidae. Bases 1 to 1095 code for a protein of 364 amino acids. The record is from RefSeq and is a predicted model, not a curated record.